GACAAAUCUUUUUCUCCAGAGCAGUCGUCAAGGACUGCUCUCGCUUUUGAUAAGAGAUCACUCGAUCUCUCACACUGCCAAGACACUUUAUUCGUGAUCGGAUAGGAGCAACCGCUAGAAUGCCUAUCAAGUUCCCACUUCGAGUCCUGCUCAUUGGCAAUGGCGGCCGAGAAAACGCAAUCGCGUGGAAGCUCAGCCAGUCACCCCAUGUUGAGGCCAUCAUCGCGGUCCCCGGAAACGGAGGCACUGCAACUACGCCCAAGACUACCAAUGUCGAGACGGUCAACUCUGAAGACUUCUCUGCCCUUCUCGAACUCGCCAAGAAGAAGAAUCUUAACUUCGUUGUGCCCGGCCCCGAAGCGCCUCUCGUGGCAGGUGCCGUCGAUUUCUUCGAAGAACAUGGCAUUCCGGCCUUUGGCCCCAGCAAGGACGCCGCCCUCAUGGAGGGCAGCAAGACCUUUUCCAAGGACUUCAUGAAGAAGUGGAACAUCCCCACCGCCGCCUUCGAGAACUUCUCCGACUACGAACAAGCACGUAAAUACCUCGACAGCGUGAACCAUGACGUGGUCAUCAAGGCUAGCGGACUGGCGGGAGGAAAGGGUGUUCUGAUCCCUACAACCAAGGAGGAGGCGCACCAAGGUCUCAAGGAGGUCAUGCUCAACAAGGAGUUUGGUUCAGCCGGAGACGAGGUCGUCAUCGAGGAGUUCCUGCAUGGUGACGAACUGAGUGUUCUAACCUUCUGUGACGGCUCUCGCAUCAAAUCGUUCCCCCCUGCCCAAGACCACAAGCGAAUUGGCGAUGGCGAUCAGGGUUUGAACACUGGCGGCAUGGGCUGUUACGCGCCUACCAACAUUGCCACUCCCGAGCUCAUCAAGGAGAUGGACAACAUCAUCCAAAACACCGUUGACGGCAUGCGCCGUGACGAGAUUCCUUUCAAGGGUAUCCUGUUCACUGGCUUCAUGAUCACGUCGAGCGGACCCAAGGUUCUGGAAUACAAUGUGCGAUUCGGCGACCCCGAAGUGCAAACAGUCUUGCCCUUGUUGUCCGAGGACACUGAUCUAGCCAAGAUCAUGGUGGCAUGUGUCAAGGGCAAUCUCGACGCUACUAACCUGAUCAUGAACAUCGAGCCCAAGUUCAGCACCACAGUUGUUGUUGCUGCCGGGGGUUACCCGGAAGCUUACGCCAAGGGAGAUGAGAUGACUGUGCAGCAACCACCCAAUGGCAUUAACAUCUUCCACGCCGGCACAAAGUUAAAGGACGGCAAGCUUGUCACUGCAGGUGGUCGUGUCAUCGCGGCGACCGCGACAGGCGACAGUCUGAGAGCGGCCGUCGACAAGGCAUACGAGGGCGUCAAGCUCAUCCAGUUCGACAAGAUGUACCACCGCAAGGAUAUUGCGCAUCGCGCCUUCCGGCCAACCUCGGACACCAAGAAGGCCCUCACCUACGCUCAAGCAGGUGUCAGCAUCGAGGCUGGAAACCAGUUUGUCGAACGUAUCAAGAAGGCUGUCCGCUCAACGGCAAUCCCUGGUGCCGACGCAGAGAUCGGCGGAUUUGGUGGCGAGGUCGACUUGACAAACGCUGGCUAUGCGGCGGACAGACUCACCCUCGUUGGUGCCAUCGACGGUGUGGGCACCAAGCUCAUGAUUGCCCAGGCAACGAAGAAGCAUGACACCGUUGGCAUUGAUCUAGUGGCUAUGAACGUCAACGAUCUGGUCGUACAGGGCGCGAGACCCUUGAUGUUCUUGGAUUACCUCGGAUGCAGCAAGCUAGACCCCGAGGCGCUGGCACCUUUUGUGGAGGGUGUAGCUGAGGGUUGCAGACAGUCCGGGUGUGCCUUGGUGGGCGGCGAGACCGCAGAAAUGCCCGGCAUGUACCAAGGUGACGACUAUGAUGCCGCCGGCUGCGCCGUGGGAAUCUUGCAGAACGACCACCGUCUGCCUAGACUGGAUGACAUGGCAGAAGGUGACGUCCUGAUUGGUCUUGCCUCGAACGGCGUCCACUCCAACGGCUUCUCGUUGGUACGCCGAAUCCUGCAGGAGGACAAGGUCAGCUACUCGGAUGCCGCGCCGUGGGACAACAGCGGAGUGAAUGUGGGCGAGUCGUUGUUGACGCCGACUCGAGUCUACGUGAAGCCCCUGCUGAAGGUCGUGUCCAGGCUCAAGGGGCUCGCCCACAUCACCGGAGGCGGCCUGUCGGAGAACGUGCCGCGCAUGCUCCCCAAGCAGCUGGCGGCCGAGAUCGACGUCUCGAGCUGGGACCUGCCCGCCGUCUUCAAGUGGCUGAAGAAGGCAGGCAACGUCGAGGCGGCCGAGAUGGCUAGGGCCUUCAACACCGGUGUCGGCAUGGUGGCGGUCCUGGACUCGUCCGAGGUCGACGAGGUCACUCGCAUCCUCAAGGAGGAAGGAGAGACCGUUUACAAGAUCGGCAAGCUGGUCUCGCGUUCGGGUGAGGGGUGCGUUCUCAAGGGUUUGGAAUCAUGGAACUAAAGGAAAGGCGGUCAAAUGGAGUUUUAGAGAAAUGGUCAACUCGGGUAUCUAGAUAUUAAAAAAAAGAAUGGGUAGAGUGAAAUUGACAUGCAAGAAAAUGACAAACUCAGGCUGUAC
Truncatella angustata is the source of this 2603-nucleotide messenger RNA. Its product is annotated as phosphoribosylglycinamide synthetase. The transcript has a single exon. The record is from RefSeq and is a predicted model, not a curated record. Gene Ontology annotation, molecular function: phosphoribosylamine-glycine ligase activity; metal ion binding; ATP binding. The coding region runs from base 120 to 2486 and encodes 788 amino acids. Gene Ontology annotation, biological process: adenine biosynthetic process; 'de novo' IMP biosynthetic process. Lineage: Eukaryota; Fungi; Ascomycota; Sordariomycetes; Amphisphaeriales; Sporocadaceae. Gene Ontology annotation, cellular component: cytosol.